Molecule: messenger RNA, 648 nt
Organism: Aspergillus clavatus NRRL 1
Lineage: Eukaryota; Fungi; Ascomycota; Eurotiomycetes; Eurotiales; Aspergillaceae
Exons: 2
Coding region: 1-648 (215 amino acids)
Source: RefSeq, a predicted model, not a curated record
AUGGAACAUACUCAGAUCUCACAAUCCUCUGCGAAUCUUCCAUUUUCAGAGUGCAUCGCUGUAUUAUCACAGGAAGCUACAACGGGACAGGUCGCGCUCGAAGAUGACCCACGGAUCGUUGCAAAGAUGAUAGACUAUCUCUAUUGCGCCGAUUAUGAAGACUGUUAUGAGUCCUCUAUCCAGGAAUUAGCUCAAGGCUCUCUUGAGCUACCAAAGUCAGAGAAAGAGCAAACCGAAACAUCAAGUAUCGAAGAAAUUGCUGAAAGUGCUGGAAGUGAUAUGGCUACAGUCUCUAGCUUCCCUGUCAAAGACCGCAGGGCACGUAUCAAUGCAGAAAUAUAUAUCCUCGCCGAUAAAUAUCAGAUUGAGGGACUAAAAAUAUUGGCUAAGCAGAAGAUGGAGUCUUGCCUCCAGUUAAGCUGGACAGAUACAGAAUUUAUCAACACAGUUCAGUAUGUCUACGGACCAAACAGCCCUUCCCACUCGGAGUUGCGAGACAUUCUAUCAAGAUCUGCUAUUCAGCACCUGUCAACUCUUGAACACCAGCAGCAUUUCCACGAGACCUUGAAAACCUUUACCACGUUUUCAUACGACUUCUCCUCCUUGAUGAUAAAGAAAGUGCUUCAGCUAGAACAGGAAUUGUGGUAG